UCCAUAUCCAGAAUAAAUUUUAGUAUGACUUCUAACUUGAAUGAAGACCCAGUUGAGGCCAAACCCUUGCCCCCGAAUCAAGGCACUUAUUCAAUUGUGCCCUGCAACGCCCCUGGACUUAUGCGAUGUGUGCCCAAGGUCGAAGUACCGCCUGCCGAGACCCUGUGGAAGUUUAUUGCCCCGCCAUGGGUCCCGAAGACAAAGCUCUUCCACUGCGAGCCGCCGCCACCGCCGACGCCGACGCCGACGCCAGGACGUUCAAGACGAAAGGGUUCACAGAUUUCCCAGGUCUCCCAGAUGGAUGUAGAGGAGGAGCAGUCAAGCGAUCAGUCGUCACCGCCCACAAUGGUUGAGGAAAUGCAGCUGGAGGAAAUCCUGGCAGAGGUGAAGCGCAUUAAGGAGCGCGUGGGCGAGGUGGAUCGCCAGCUGGGGACCCGCAUACCCGAGUGUCCCGACAUCGAUCCGUGCGUGGACAUGGACGUGGAGCUGCUGGCAUUCAACACGAGUCCCGAUAUAUUGGAGCUGCAGCGCAACAGCCACAAGCUGCGCCAGCAGUUGGCGGAGCUCCAGUUGUGCCGCGUGGCCACGGACAGCAACGUAAAGGCCAUCCGGGAGAGCAUCUGCCGGGAGAUGGAGAACGCCAAUCGCCUGCAGAAGCUUCUCAACGAGCUGGACUCCUUCAAGCGUAAGCUGGAGCGGGAGCAGGCUCUCUGCCGGCAGCGCUUCCGUUACGUGGAGCAGGUGAAGGUCGAUGGAGCCGAGUGCAACAAUUACUUCAGCAGUGAGCGGAAGCUGAUGGAAUAUUUCGUGGGGAAGCUGGUCACCAAGGCGGACUACCAGCAGCAGAAACGUCGGGCCCUCAAGGAAAUCGACUUUCUGAAACUAAAGGCCAAGAAGUUCCACGACCACUUGUUCUACGCGACUGAUAAACUGGACGCCGUGAUGGGCACAGUCGAGCGCAUGCACCCGCCGGAGCUGUUGACCUUCCUCUACCGCAACGAGAAAUUGUUCGGCCCCUGUCCGCAUUAAACUCACAAAUCUGUCUUCAAA
Messenger RNA from Drosophila persimilis, 1050 nucleotides. RefSeq lists its product as uncharacterized. Lineage: Eukaryota; Metazoa; Arthropoda; Insecta; Diptera; Drosophilidae. The record is from RefSeq and is a predicted model, not a curated record. The transcript has a single exon. Bases 25 to 1029 code for a protein of 334 amino acids.